Talaromyces marneffei is the source of this 1143-nucleotide messenger RNA. RefSeq lists its product as uncharacterized. The record is from RefSeq and is a predicted model, not a curated record. NCBI's taxonomy places the organism in Eukaryota, Fungi, Ascomycota, Eurotiomycetes, Eurotiales, Trichocomaceae. The transcript has 2 exons. Bases 1 to 1143 code for a protein of 380 amino acids. Gene Ontology annotation, cellular component: cytoplasmic exosome (RNase complex); nuclear exosome (RNase complex). Gene Ontology annotation, molecular function: RNA binding. Gene Ontology annotation, biological process: nuclear polyadenylation-dependent rRNA catabolic process; U4 snRNA 3'-end processing; exonucleolytic trimming to generate mature 3'-end of 5.8S rRNA from tricistronic rRNA transcript (SSU-rRNA, 5.8S rRNA, LSU-rRNA).
AUGGGCAUCACGAUUCUCGCCCCCGCAGUGGAAGAUGCGGCCUCACACUACACUGAUCGAGAUUUCGAGGCACAAGACUCAGAGGGCGAUGUGGACAUGGACAGAUUACAGAUCAAACGGCCUCGUCUUGAUCAAGCCUCGGGGUUUGGCACCGGAACUGUCGUUCCUGGUGAGACCGUCACCAACGAUCCGCAAUGGAUGAGAGGCCAUGGAACAUUCACCACCCCCUUCUCAACCUCCAUCAUCGCCACAGUCGCAGGCACAGUCUCCAAAACCAACAAAUUAUUGUCUGUCCACCCCCUACGAGCGCGCUACAUGCCUGAAAUCGGCGACCUCGUGGUCGGCCGCAUCGUCGAAGUCCAAGCACGCAGGUGGAAAGUCGACAUCGCCGCUCCGUUACUUGCGCAACUGCCCCUCUCCGCCAUCAACUUACCAGGUGGUAUUCUGCGCCGACGCACGAGCGCAGAUGAACUACAAAUGAGAAAUUUCUUUGUUGAAGGAGACCUGGUCGUCGCCGAAGUGCAGAGUGUACAUCAAGACGGGUCCGCAACCUUACAUACUCGGUCGUUGAGUUAUGGUAAACUACGGAAUGGCGUAUUUAUGACCGUCACCGGAACGGGUGGUAGCGGUUCCGCUGUUAGCAAGAAAAGCAGCGCUGCUGCGUCGAAUCUCGCUGCGCCGUCAUCGGCAGCUGCCGUCGGAGGUGUCGUUCGAUCGCGACGACAGAAAUGGACCAUCAACGCAGCCAAUGGCGGCGGCGACAUUGAAAUAAUUCUCGGCGUGAACGGAUACAUUUGGAUCUCGAAACUCGCGGAUGGCGCUGCCGCAUCUACCACAGAGACAGUCUCAAUCACCCGCAUGGAAGAAAUGGCCACUCACUCGAUAUAUUCCAGUCAAAACAACGAGAUCCCGCGCCAGACAAGACGCGAAAUCGCGCGGUUGGCGGGAUGCAUCCGUGUCCUUGUUGAAGGCGGUGUGCGCAUUGAGCACGAUACGGUUAUGUCGGCGUAUAAUGCUAGUUUAGAAGUUGAUUUGGAGAUGGCGGAUCAGGAAUAUGAUGCUGCUAAACCUGCCGUUUCGCAGGAAGGGCAGGAUUAUUUGGGUGGAGCGAAGGCGCAGCGUAUUCUUGAGAUGCUUGGUUAG